This is a messenger RNA of Lepisosteus oculatus (spotted gar), 1108 nucleotides long. NCBI's taxonomy places the organism in Eukaryota, Metazoa, Chordata, Actinopteri, Semionotiformes, Lepisosteidae. The record is from RefSeq and is a predicted model, not a curated record.
UUAUGUUGGGGAUUAUAAACACCACAAGAACAGUCCCUCCUUUAUUCCUGUUUCACUUCAGUUUCACUUCACCAUCGGUGAACCUCGACUCCGCAGUUUCCUCACCACCACCUCCCCUGAGCUCAGCUCCUCUGGUCCGCAGGCGCUCCGGCUCCAGAAACUCACAGGAACGACAGCUCCUCAGAUACCGGUCACUGUGUGUUUCAUCUUCUCCUCAUCCUCCUGUGCAGCCUCAGGACCCAGCUCUGACGCUCUGCAGAACCCUCUUGACUCUGCGGCAGUCCUGUCGAACCUGGGACCCUCAGGAAAGAUGAGGACACUGAUUGUGCUGGGACUCCUGGCCGCUGUGUGGAGAGGACUGGGCACUGAAGGUUUCUCUGUGCAGGGUCCCAGGGAGCCUCUAGUGGCCAGGCCUGGGGAUGAGGUGCUGCUGCCCUGCUCUGUGGACAGCACUGUCCCCCUGCAGGAGCUGGAGGUGGAGUGGCUGAGGACAGAUCCAGACACCCUGGUGCUCCUGUUCUCCGAGGGGGAGAGUAGGCCAGAGUCCCAGCACCAGAGCUACCGGGGCCGAGCGGAGAUCUUCCCUCAGGAGAUUCCCAGAGGAAACUUCUCUCUGAGGCUGGCCAACGUCACGUCCGAAGACGCAGGAGUGUACAGGUGUGCCGUCCACACGGCGCAGGGCUCCGGUGAGACCAGAGUGGAGCUGAAGGAGCUGGGUGAGCUGGGAACACGGAUAUCGUCCUCUCUGGGAAACAGGAAGUCGAGUUAUUCUGGAGAACACAGAGAUACAGAAGUGAAACUGCGCUCUAUGAUAAACAUCACCCUGAACUGGCCACAGAGAAAGGGCAGUGGACUUUAUUUCCACAGCUCUGUAGCUAACUACCCUCCAAACUCUACUCCCACCAGCCCCCUUAGAAGCCCUGUAUAUAGAAUGUGGGAUUAACCAAUAAUCAAACUCAUUGAGUAAUGAUCACCCAGUGUAUCUAUUUACAGUGACAAAAAACCUAUUGUUAUAACAGACCUCUGAAAGACUGGCGUACCACAAGGAUCAGUAUUAGGACCACCAAGCUUCCUCUGCGAUAACAGGGAUCCAUAUAGAUUCUGUUAC